Molecule: messenger RNA, 1757 nt
Organism: Sciurus carolinensis (gray squirrel)
Lineage: Eukaryota; Metazoa; Chordata; Mammalia; Rodentia; Sciuridae
Gene: A1bg
Product: alpha-1-B glycoprotein
Exons: 8
Coding region: 121-1629 (502 amino acids)
Cellular component (GO): plasma membrane
Source: RefSeq, a predicted model, not a curated record
CCAACCCCAAAGCCUCCGUCUCUGCCUUCUGGGAAGGACAAACAAGGAUGAGGUCAGUGCCCCAGGCCACCUGCAGUUACACAACCACUGUCACGGCCCGUGGAGUGUGGGGGCACGGCCAUGUCUGCGCUGGUGGCCUUCCUGCUGCUCUGGGGCCUCACCCUGCACCCAGCGGCCGAGGCGGCUGUGGCCUAUGAGACCAAACCCAGUCUGUGGGCAGAGCCGGACUCGCUGCUGCAGCCCUGGGCCAACGUGACGCUGCGGUGCCAGGCCCGCCUGGAGACCCGGGACUUCCAGCUGCUUAGGGACGGGGUGACCCAGGUGCUGGUGCACCUGGACACGCCCGCCAUCGAGCACCAGUUCCUGCUGGGAGCAGUGACAAGGGACAACCAGGGUCUCUACCGCUGCCGCUCAGGGCUGAGCAAUGGCAGAUGGACCCAACUGAGCAACCUCCUGGAAGUGACUGGGACAGAGUCCUUGCCCCCACCGUGGCUCUCUGCGGAGCCGGUGCCCUGGAUCACACCCGGCCUGAACACGACCCUGCUGUGUCAGGGGGCGCUGUGGGGUGUCACGUUCCUGCUGAGGCGGGAAGGUGAUGAUGAGUUUCUGAAGGUGGCUGAGGCCGGGGAGGACAAAGCAGUCACCUUCCAAGUCCACCGGGCUGGCAAAUACAGCUGCAGCUACCGGACCCACCCCGCAGGUGACCCCUCUGAGCCCAGCGCCACUGUGAGCAUCGAGGAGAAGACCACGCCGCCGCCGCCGGAUUUUAGGGGAGAGUAUCCCAGAGUCUUGCGCCCUGGCGCCCGCGCGACCCUCGUCUGCGUGGCGCCCCUGAGCGGCGUCGACUUCCAGCUGCGGCAGCGCGGAGAGGAGCUACUGGUGCCCAGGAGCAGUACCAGCCCGGACCGCGUCUUCUUCCAUCUGGACGCGGUGGCCCCGGGAGACAGCGGUCCCUACACCUGCCGCUACCGGCUGCACCUUGAGGAGGCCGCCUGGUCUGCGGACAGCGCGCCCUCGGAGCUGGUGUGGAGCGACGAGACGCUGCCCGCACCGGUGCUGGAGGCGGAGCCGGAGGGUUCGCGCCCCGCGCCGGGCUCGCUUGUGCGGCUGCGGUGCCGAGCGCCCCGGGCUGGGCUGCGCUUCGCGCUGCAGCGGGAGGAUUCGGGCGGGCGACGCCUGAGCGGCCUCCUGAGCCCCGCGGGACCCGAGGCCCUCUUCGAGCUGCCGGACGUGUCGGCCGCGGACUCGGCCAACUACAGCUGCGUCUACGUGGACCCGCUGCAGCCCUUUGCAGGCUCCGCACCCAGUGCGCGCCUGGAGCUGCGCGUGGACGGGCCGCCUCCCCGGCCGCAGCUCCGAGCCCUGUGGCGCGGGCCGGUGGCCGCGGGCCGCGACGCCACCCUGCACUGUGAGGGCCACGUGCCCGGCGUCACCUUCGAGUUGCUACGCGAGGGCGAGGAGGAGGCCUCGGCCACCCUCUGGACGCCGCGCGCCUCGGCCGACCUGGUGCUGGAGUUCGUGGGACCCCAGCACGCGGGCAACUACAGCUGCCGCUACCGCUCCUGGGUGCCCGGCGCCCUCCUGUCGGAGCGCAGCGACCCGGUGGAGCUCCGGGUGGCCGGAGGCUGAUCCCGCUCUGGACCCUCAUGGGUCGGCGUCCUUCCUGCUGCAGCCGGAGGCCAGGCAACCUGGGAGGCUAGUGGCCUCUCCCUCGUUUCUCCCAGAAGUUAAUAAAUCUCAAGUCUGUGUAAAGCGCG